AUGUCUCUCCCUAUCAUCGAGAUUAUUCAUGGGAAAGCCAUUGAUGCUGUAACUGCUGAUCCCUGGAACAAGGCCAUAGUUGGACCUGCCCUGGAUAUCGUAGGAAAUGCACCUGGUUCUCUGAAGAUCUACCGCGGAUUGCAAACGGAGGAACCAAAGCAUCUCUACGUUUAUGUUGCGUGGACGGAGCUUCAGGCGCAUAAAAACUUCCAAGCAGAUCCUGUCAAUUACCCGGAAGUCGGAAAGCGCGUCGGAUCUUUCAUGGUCUCAGAUCGGGACAUGUUCCAUGUCGAGCCAUCCGCAGACCCGUACAAGGCGCUGAAUGCGCCAGUAACGGAGCUGGCAUUGUUAACUCCUAGGCCAGGAUACACGAAGGAGAACGUAGCAGAGAAGGUCAAGACCCUUGUGGAAUCCCCACACUCACUUCAGGAGGAUCUCGGGUUGAUCUCCGCAUUUUGGGGUCCGGUAGUGGAAAAGGAAAACACACUGGCUCUCAUCGUCGGAUGGAAAUCUGUGGAGGCUCAACGUGGUAUCUUCGCAGUCCCGCAGGUUGCCGCUCUGCUGAAAGCGUGCUCAGAGGUAGCAGAGCUGCAGGUGACCCUCGCGAGUUUACUCGAAUAUCCGUAA
Fibroporia radiculosa is the source of this 627-nucleotide messenger RNA. RefSeq lists its product as uncharacterized. The transcript is spliced from 4 exons. The coding region runs from base 1 to 627 and encodes 208 amino acids. Lineage: Eukaryota; Fungi; Basidiomycota; Agaricomycetes; Polyporales; Fibroporiaceae. The record is from RefSeq and is a predicted model, not a curated record.